GCAACUCAUCCGCUCACUUUGUCCGGGGCAAAGUUUAAAAUCCACUGUGAAAAUAAAAUGAGCGCAACGUAUUCGCUAAUUUUUUAAAGCGUAAAAUGUGAUAAUACCUAUUUAAAUUAAUCAUAACUCAAAACAAUCGUUAUUAAUAUUUUUCUCAACCCAUAUCAGACAAUUUAACAUAUUUUUUCGCAGUUAUAACUGUUAAAUUGUUAUCGGGAAACUUACGUUCACAAUUGAUUAAAGUAACUCCCCUGGAAAUUAAUUAAAAUUGUCGUUAUCGUACGAUAGUUCAACUACAAUGUUUAUUGUAUAAUGCUUGACACCUAUGAUUAUGAUACCGGGAUGAUGUCUGUGAGAAUAUCGCGUGACACUGUCGCGUGGUGUGAUCGACGUUUGUGCAAGGAAGCCGUGGUAUUGAGACGGGCUCACGUAUGUUGAACCCCCGGUGGAUAUCCUGCGGUGACACCAAGUGUUUACUGUGUGUUUGUGCGCGAGUGUACAGAGACGCUGGGUGACGUAUAGUGUCAAGAAGAGUGUUGAGUAUCAGGUGGUGAAUUAUUAUUGCAUUUCAAGGGACUUAUUAUUUUUAAUGACCCAAAAUGUUGCUUACGGUUGUACUUUGGCUCCUGAUGAUUGAGACGCCCGGUGCACAAGGUUUGAUGUAUCGCGAUCAGCGUACAAUAUACGGCCACAGUAGCAACAACAGCGAAGUGCCGACGUACGAGACAUACGUUACAAGAAAUGUAACAACAGCUAUUGGACAAACAGCCUUUUUACAUUGCCGUGUUUAUAACCGGGGUGACAAAGAGGUAUCGUGGAUGCGAAAACGGGACAUGCAUAUAUUAAGCGCUGGUAUAUCGACGUACACAACUGAUCUGAGAUUUCAAGUCAUUCAUCCAGACAGAUCUGAGAAUUGGACACUGCAGAUAAAGUCACCCCAGCCCAGGGACUCGGGUACAUACGAGUGCCAGGUCAGCACUGAGCCGAAGAUGUCUCUCAACUAUACGCUCAACGUGGUUGAGGCGAAAGCUAGGAUAGAGGGUCCAGCUGACAAGUAUGUGAAGACAGGCAGUGAACUGACUCUGACGUGUUUGAUGUCCCAAGGACCGCACGACUUGGGCACUGUGGCGUGGUACCGUGAUAAUCAGCCGGUAGUGACAUCACCUAAGAACGAGAACGACGUGGACGCUGAACCACGGAUCAAUGUGGAAACAGUCUGGAGCGAUGCCCUCACAUCCAGAUUAAAGAUUAUCUACGCAAAGCCCAGUGACUCAGGAAAUUACAGUUGUGUACCAACAGUUGCUGAGAGAGCGAGUAUAAAUGUUCAUGUUAUUAAUGGUGAACAUCCUGCGGCAAUGCAGCACGGGAAUACAGCUGUCAGUAAACCAGCACCCUAUCUUCUACUUGCCCUGAUUCUGUGCCAAUUCAGAUAAUAUGAUGCGCCGUGAUUACAGUGUGUACCAAAGAGGGAAAAGAAUUAUUGUGUACGUGAGAAUGCACUGCAAUGCGUGUGUGUCCGACCGAUAAAAGAUAUUAAAAAAUAACGAAUGAAUUGUGUGAGAGAGAGAGAGAGCGAGUGAAAAGGAGAGAAAUUUUCCGAGUGAUUGUUACAUCAGUGUAUGUUCAUGUUCCCCAGUAUGUAGAUGCAGCGAGGGAAAUCAAAAAAAAAUUGAUUGAUUUGUACUGAUUGAGACAUUGAUGACAAUUCUCCAUUGCUCAAACGUCGCGACCAUAUUUUUCUCCGCGUGUCUCUCUUGGAAAACGAUAAAAUAGAAUGUUUUAACGAACAUGUCAACAGUUGACGGGAAAUAGAAAAUCUAGAGGCAGUACGAGAAAAGCACAUCUCGGAUGUGUUUGAAAACCCGGUAUUUUCCUCGAGCGUCGUUUUUGAACAAUUAAAAUUGCAUUAGGGAAUGCUCCUUUUCACGAUUGAGAUCCCCUUUCCGACGUCUCUUCCACCUAUUAUCCCGUUGGAAGAUGAAAGGAGGCAAAAGGUGAAAACUAUCAAACGUGACAGAACACAAGCCAAGACGUUAAAUGAAUGAGCGAAGCUGAAGGGGACAAAAUAAAUAAAGAAGACAGAGAGGGAAUAACAAUAUUGUCUGUAGGUAACGAGGCGCGUCCUCUUCUCAUGAUCCCAGCUCCACCCCCAGUCCCUCAACUGAAAAUUUUCCUUCCAUCAAAACCGACAUUUUUUAACCCACUGCAAAAUUCUCUUCAUACCGUUCCUGUGAUCCCCUUUCCCUCCCGCCCACGUACUUUACCACCCCAGGUCUAUUGUCCAACUUCCCUUCAGCACCUUUGGAAUUCUCGAUAACUUUCAGAGAAAUGAGAGUCUCAUUAUUAUUCCUCGGAGUUGGAGAAUUAAAUGAAAAAAAAAAAAAUUGAUAAUAUAUAUGGCGUCGAAUUGUGUGCUUCUCUUUCCCGCUGAGGUGAGAAUAAUCAGAAGUUUUGGCCUGUCUCCUUUCAUCCCCUAUCCCUUCUCCUACAUGACCAUAGAAUCGCACAGUGUUAAAUGUCAAAUAAGUGUCACGUUAUAGGAGAAAAUAACGAGAAAUUUUAAAAGAAAAUAAAAAAAAGCAGAUAAGUAAUGAUAAUGAAACAGAUAUUUCCACCCUGAAAAUUAAUUUCUAUGUGACUUCAAAACCAUUUACAUACGUAAGACAUUACAUACGAGUAAGACAUUAAAUAUUGAUAAUAUGAAAAUGAUAGGAGGUAAUCAAUGAGAAUUACAGUGAUAUGAUUCACGAGAGCAAAAGGAAAUUGGAAACAAAAUCAUUGAAAAAUAACAUUUCCAUAAAAAAAAAAAAUAUUAUAUCACCCUGUUUUUAUUUUUUCGUAUGGCAAAUAUGGCCCGGCUGUGUUUACUAUUUUAAUCUUGUUUUUCAUGUCCAUAUUUCCAACCUUGUAUAUAAUAUUUUACUCUUGUAAAUAAAUUUAUCCACAUAAAAAUACAUAGGUCACGCUUUUAUUUCACAAAAAUACGCUAACAGCUUCCGAUGAAACUUAAAUUA
Molecule: messenger RNA, 3014 nt
Organism: Diachasmimorpha longicaudata
Lineage: Eukaryota; Metazoa; Arthropoda; Insecta; Hymenoptera; Braconidae
Gene: dpr1
Product: zwei Ig domain protein zig-8-like
Exons: 6
Coding region: 600-1433 (277 amino acids)
Biological process (GO): synapse organization
Cellular component (GO): neuron projection membrane
Source: RefSeq, a predicted model, not a curated record